This is a messenger RNA of Sycon ciliatum, 3022 nucleotides long. RefSeq lists its product as uncharacterized. Bases 403 to 1728 code for a protein of 441 amino acids. Gene Ontology annotation, cellular component: membrane. NCBI's taxonomy places the organism in Eukaryota, Metazoa, Porifera, Calcarea, Leucosolenida, Sycettidae. The transcript has 7 exons. The record is from RefSeq and is a predicted model, not a curated record.
AUUAUUGUUGAUGAUAUCUGCGAAGCGAAGACCAUAAUAGUCUAACUAUUAGUAGACCCUAGCCUAAGUCUACGAGUCUCGUAGCAGAAGUUUUGUGAGAGUGGUCAAGGCUCUGUGAUGAGCCAAGGAGAAAUAAGGGUCUUGAAUGGUGACCAAACUGCAACGAAGACAGAGCGAGGUUUGGCUGGCAACUCGAGCUGCACUCUAAGCGAUCCCCUGGCAUUCUCGCCUGUCUACGUCGACAGAGGAAUAAUUCUGGUGUGAAAACGGCAACUACUUUGUAGUGCUGUGAAGCAGCGACUCGAGGAAGGUGAUCACUCGCGGACAACUAAAAUCAAUGUUGUGACAUUGAACAGAGAAAAAACCCAGUUGAUGAAGGAGUAGCCUGACCGCUGACGUACCAUGACAACCCUGCUGAGGACGUGUCGCUUGUCGGGACCGGCGCAGACGAUCACCUCUACACCGACACCAUGUGGUAACGCAGUGCUCGGUCUCUUCAUGCAGCGGUGUUAUUCUCCUCUAGCGUACACUACAUCACCUAGGAGAGCGGCGGCAGGCGGAUGCUCAGCCAUUCUGCCAAGCUGUAUGCAGAACAUUACAACACAGGGACACCUGGCACGGAUGCACAUCCCUGGCACGGCACUAGCGAUUCGAUCCGUAUCCGCGUUAGCACGGCAACGGUGCACUCGGGCGGACUCGCCGCGAUGUCAGACCUCGUACCCUGGCAGCUCCGCGUCCACGUCUGGCGCUAGCCAUGCCGUCUUCCGUCGCUUUUCCUCGUCCUGGCCACUUUCGGAUCUGCCGCCGGAGCUUGCCACAAAGUGGCGCCACCUGUGGCUCAAGAUGGUCGGCGCGGCGAUAGUCGUUGUGCUUGCCAGUGUGUUGUCGGGGCCGAUAUUGGCGGACUUGUGGAGUGAUAUGUCGAAGACGAAUGUGCCGAACCAGAACGAAGUACCCAUGCCAGCAAGCUUGGAGUUACUGACCGGCAAGGAACUGGCACGGUUCACUGGGCGCUUUGUCCGGGGCGAGACUGUACUCGUCGGUCCCGUCUUGUUCAAGACUCUCCUUGCGGCCGAUCAGAGCGGCUUCAUGAGCCAGGUCGUCAACCCGUUCACACACGUGUCCGGCUACCAGGUGGUUGUGCCGUUCUACUGCAACGAGACAAAGUCCAAGGUACUCGUCAACAUAGGUUGGCUGGCCGGAGUAAGCCUGCAGCGCUACCUACGCUACCACCACGGCGAAAUGGUGGAGAAGCAACAGGAGAAAGGCUUCACUAUGCUGGGCAUGCGUAUGGCGAUGAAAAGCGACAAGCUGCAGUGCUGGGAUGGCCGGGAGCACACCGUCACUGACCUGGCAGCGGAGUGCAAGACCGAGCCGUUCGUCAUGGAGAUCAUUCGCGGUCCGUUUCUGGAUUACGACCAUCCACGUGCUGGCGCCCUUGUAACGACCAGCUAUCUAUCGUGGCGCAAGAUCAAGAACAUGUUUGGUUAUGACCAGCCGCGCACCAUUCAGGACUGCAUCGAACCGGAAGGAACCAUCAACAUCAUGUACACUUCACUUCUACCGCAACUCAUGGCUGCCUUCACUGCCGUCGCACUUGCGCUGUACGUCAGGCGUGGCUUCAAGAAUGCCGGCACGUUCUACCGGCAGUACCUGCAGUUGAAAGCUGAAACGGCGCUGAGCAAACCCAAGAGGAAAGCCUCCAGUCGACAGCAGCUGAAGGGCUAGACUGUACCGUACAGCAUGACAUCAUUAUUACAUCAUGGAUGUGACCAGAUACCAGACGCCUACAUGCAUGAUGAUGCUGCAUGGAGCACGUGCGUGCAUACGUAUCCGGAUGACAUCAUCAUUACAUCAUGGAUGUGAUCAGAUACCAAGCUUACAUGCAUGCUGCAUGGAGCCAGGACUCCCCAAGAGCAGGUGCAUAUGUAUCCGAAUGACAUCAUCGUUACAUCAUGGAUGCGAUCAGAUACCAGGCUUGCAAGCCGGCUGUGCGGAGGAGCAUGUGCAAAUGUGUCUGACCUGAACGUCCUGUAUUGUGCAGUCAGUUUGUGCGUGGCCCACAUGAUCUCAGACAUGAUGUCCCCAGCGGCAGAGGACGGCAUUUCCAGCUUGCGCAGGAUUGGGCCCGCAUGACUUCAGACUUGAUGGCGUCAGAGGCAGAGGACGACAUCUCCAGCUUGCGCAGGAUUUUCGAACACAGCCGCAUUCCCAGCCCUGGCACCGGUAGCCUGAAACCCUGUGGACACAGAGUCAGCCAUUCGACGUGCCAUACCUGGUACAGAGAAGACGGUUUAUCAGAUACCAGACUCACUCAGCAGUUUGCAGUCCAGACCGUGGGUUUUGAGUUUAGCGGUACGGCAAUCCGCUUUGCUUUUCGGCCACACACCUCAUCCGCAAAUUGGGAGAGCUUCUGAUGCUCGCCCCGAGAAUAUUUUCUUAGAUAUUGAAAUUUCCACCUGUCAAUGCUGCUACUGUGCACAGUACGUUGUUUCCGUUGGACCGGGUCAUUGGUAUUUAAAAAUUGUUUGGUUGACGGCAUGUUACAAGGCGGACGACGCACCGUGUUCGGAAACAGUGCUCCUGACUACAACCAUCCACGGUUGGCAGAGCCCCGGUCCUGCGAUCAUUUGAACCGUAUGGCCCUAUGGGUGUUACUGUAUAAGCAGAAAUAUUCGUCUGGAAUUUAUUUUCGUCUUUUUCGUCCAAGGGACGUUUGGACUAAAUUAAAUGCUGGACUAUUGUCGAUUUGCCCAGCUUUUCUAUACACUCUUAUGAUCCAUGGACGAAAUUUUCAACCGGACGAACUCCCUUUCUUUGGAGUUUGACGAAAUUAUUGACCGACGAAAUUUUCUGCCUCUGCAGUAUCCCUGGUUCUGAUCUAAUACCGUAUUUAAAUCUUGUUGCCGAUGAACCUGUGAAAAGGCAACGGUAGUGAUGUGAUUGCGUGAUUUUAUUUUUCAUGCUGUGAAGUUCCGGUUGGAUAUUUAUGACGUCAUAGGCAAUACACUGUUAUAUCGAA